CUAGUGCGCAUCUGCCUUCUUGUGUGCCUGUUUGUGUGUUUUGCGGAUGUGGGAGUAGAGCGAGGAGGGGGGUUGGUGGCUGUUGAUGUGCAAAUGUGCAUCAUGUUGAAGGGCUGUGAAUGGGGAGGUGUGACGUAAAAAGGGAGCCGAACGCAGGUGCUUAUCUCGAGGCUGUCAAAGGCACAGUAUGUCAUAUUCCUGGGGACUACCUUUCAAAGGCACAGCACCGGCUCAGCUAUCAAGACACUGGGAGAAAAUCAAACUUUUUGGAUCACAGCAUUAGAUAAUGAAUUACACGAUCGCCUCCUGAGAGAUAAAAAGUGUGAAAGCAUCGACCAGAGUGGACAGUGUGGAUCUGGCAUCUUAUCCUUCAAAGCGCUUGGAAAACAGUCAAAGAUGGAUUCUGAUGGUGAGGAGCAAACUCUGAAAACGUGUAGCACAGGGUUGACUGGCUGCAUUACUGAGACAAACAGCCCAUAUGGGUCCAUGGCGAGGAAGAGAAGUGCUCAGGAAGGGGUGCAGGGCGCCCCCGUCAACAAGAGAAAGUCCCUGCUGAUGAAGCCCCGCCACUACAGCCCCAGCGAGGCAUGUGAAGAGGAGAGCGAGGACCUGGCACCGCCACAGGACAAAGAAGAGCUGAGGAACAUUGACACUCCAGCAGAUGGGAACCUAAUUGCAAUCAAUGGGAUGGCCAACAGAAAUGACUUCCAUGAGGCAGUAGCAGCAGCAAAGUCCAGUGAUCCGCUGGGCUGGUCAGAAGUUACGUCUGAAAGCUCUGCACAGUGUGAGCCGGACACAGCUGAACCUAUGAUGGAUGAAGAUGAGGAGGAGCUCCUUAAUAAUGAAGAAGAAGACCAAAGUCAAGACAGGAGGAGCGAUAGAUCAUCUCCACAGAGUCCAGUAGGAGACAUGAGGGAAGCUGAAUGGGAGCCUUUGUCUCUGUCUGCUAAGGUGAAUGGCUCAGGCUGCAGUCCCUCAAGAGCCUCCGAAGACCUUUCACGCAGGAACGGCCAUUUUAAAGAAGAGCCUCAUUUAAAUCUAGGGGGGCUGAUGGGUAGAGCGAGCAUUUUUCAGGCCGAGGCUUUAAGAUACAGACCGCCCCCUGCAGAGGAGGACAGCGAAGGGGAGACAGAGGUAGAGAGGCCACCUCGGCUGGACAACUGGGUGCUGGGCCUCCAUGAGCGAGGCCUUGAAAUGGGCAGUGGGAGGGUGAACCUCAGUCUGUUGGAGCAGGCCAUAGCUUUGCAGACUGAGCAAAGACAGGUUUUACAUCAUGCCUACAGGGAAAUGGAUCGGUUCCUCAUGGAGCAGAUGACCAAUGAGAGGAGGCACCACAGGAUGAUGGACAUGGAGAGCAGACUCAACUACCAUGGAGGAAAAGAUUCUCCACGGACAGAUAAAAAGGACAUUAAGUGUCCAACUCCUGGCUGCGAUGGCACCGGUCAUGUGACUGGCCUUUACCCACAUCACAGGAGUUUGUCUGGGUGUCCUCAUAAAGUCCGAGUUCCGCCUGAAAUCCUGGCCAUGCAUGAGAACGUCCUCAAGUGCCCCACACCCGGGUGCACAGGAAGAGGCCAUGUCAACAGCAACCGUAGCACCCACCGGAGUCUCUCAGGCUGCCCCAUCGCUGCUGCAGUGAAAGUUUCCAAACCUCAGGAUGACAGCCUGAAAUGCAGACAAACACCUGACCGCUCACCGAGAGCCAUCGGCCUGAUUAAAAAGUUUGAGAUGAACCAUUUGAACUACAGGCUCUCUCAUCCAGUAGCAGCCUUGCAAACUAGCCUCACAAAGGACAUGGACAAGUACAGCAGAAUCCGCUUUGAUUACGCCAGCUUUGAUGCACAGGUCUUCGGCAAACAGCCUCUGAUGGGGACCAGCCAGGACCAGGAAAUGUCACACUUCCCUGAUUCACCUCAGCAGUAUCCUGGCUUCCUCGGGGCUCCAGGUGGCCGCCUGACCACCUCUGGUCAGCACAGCCCGCCGAGUCAAUUCAAAAAAGAAGACAGUCUCCAAGCCGAAGCAGCGACUGCUGCCAUCCUUAACCUCUCCACUCGCUACAGGAAGGACAUGGAGGCUGUCGCUGGCCGGCCCUUGGCAACCUCCACAAAGGACAUGUUAAUAGAAGUGGAUGAAAACGGCACCUUGGACUUGAGCAUGAAGAAAUGUAAGGAAAACGUGACAGCCCAGGUGAAAGCACCCUCGGACGAACUGCUGUGUCCUCCUGAGUCCACCGUGGCCAAAGGCGGGAGCAUGCUCAUUAGCCCCGCCUUCUACCAGCCACUGUGCGAGAGAGACAGCUGGGAGAGCGCCAUUCCUGUCAACUUCAGCAAAGUGCACAUUUUACAGGAGAACGAGGAGGAUUAUGACCAAGUUUCCUUGGAAGACCAGCACUAUCACGGCGACGGCGGCAUGAUGAGCCCCAAAACGAAGCUGCUAUUACGGGAUUCAAAGAAAGAGCUUCUGAGCUGUCCAACCCCAGGCUGUGACGGCAGCGGUCAUGUGACGGGGAAUUAUGCAUCACAUCGGAGUGUGUCUGGAUGUCCCUUGGCUGACAAAACACUCAAAUCACUGAUGGCAGCCAACUCUCAGGAACUUAAUCUUUUUGCUGUAAAAAGCACCUGGUCUCUGUGUCUCUCAACCUGCAGGUGCCCAACACCUGGUUGUGAUGGAUCUGGACAUGUGACUGGCAACUAUGCUUCACACAGAAGCUUGUCAGGAUGUCCACGUGCCAGAAAGGGAGGUUUGAAGCUCACACCAAACAAGGAUGACAAAGAUGAGCCAGAGCUUAAGUGUCCAGUGAUUGGAUGUGACGGACAGGGCCAUAUAUCGGGAAAAUACACAUCCCACCGCAGUGCAGGCAGUUGUCCACUUGCUGCCAAAAGACAGAAGGAGUCGUCCAUCAACGGGCUGCCCUUUGCCUGGAAGGCCAAUAAACAGGAACUGCCCCAUUGUCCCUUGCCUGGCUGUAAUGGCCUUGGACAUGCCAAUAAUGUGUUUGCCACUCACAGAAGCCUGUCAGGUUGCCCACUGAACGCACAGAACAUCAAGAAAAAACACUUGGAAGAAGAAAUGAUGACUAUCAAACUGAAAGCCAGCAGUGGUGUUGAAAACAAAGAAGACAUUCAACAUUUGGACCAUGAAAUAAAAGAACUGAAUGAUUCCAACAUGAAGAUAGAGGCAGACAUGAUGCAACUCCAAACCCAGCAGAUCUCGUCUAUGGAAUGUAACCUGAAGACAAUUGAGGAGGAGAACAAGAUGAUCGAACAGCACAAUGACAGCCUUCUGAAGGAGCUCGCUCGCCUUAGCCAAGCUCUCAUUAACAGUCUAACAGACAUUCAGCUGCCUCAAAUGGGACCCAUCAGUGAGCAUAAUUUUGAAGCCUAUGUGAACACAUUAACUGAUAUGUACAACAACUCGGAGCAUGAAUACUCCCCAGAGUGCAAGGCCCUCUUGGAUAAUAUCAAACAGGCUAUUAAGGGCAUCCAUGUUUAAGCUGUAGAGCUACCAAGAGGUUUCUUUGACUUGGAAUAAUGGCACUAGAUAGCUCUAUUUUACAGACGAGUGCUGGCUUGGCUGCAUGUAUAAGACAAGGCUUUUGGAAAUGUUUUCACUGUUUCCUGGUAAAUGAUACACUGCACUGAGAAAAUGACCAGCUGGAUUUGUAACGCUUUUACUGUUUCUGCAUUCACUUGAUAUGUUUAUCCCGGUGAGAUUUUUACCCCCUAUGGCACUUAAUUAUUUUGUAUGGUUUACUUGGUUUUAAUCCGUACGUGUUCAUGUCAUUCUUAUAUUUAUCACUAUUUAUUAUUAUUAUUAUUAUUAUUAUUAUUAUUAUUAUUGUUGUAAUUAUUAUUAUGGUAUCUGUUCAUCAGUGUAUUUAUUUCAUCUGUUUUUUUUUGUUUGUUUUUUAUUUAUUUUCUGGAUAUUGUAAAUUGCUUAAUAUCUGUUUGACUUUCUGCACAUUGUAAAUUACAUGGAAGCACAUUCCGAUUUUAUGGCAUACUUUCGCCAUCUAGUGUUGAAAAAAAGUAUAUUAUUAUUUAUUAUUAUUAUCAUUAUUAUUAUUAUUAUUAUUAUUAGACCAUGAGUUGGAUCUCCCUUCAAAGUAAAAACAAAAAAAGCCUACCAAAAUUAUGAAGCAUCAGUAUUUUUAAGCAUUGUUUUUGCUUUCUUUAUUGGAAACUGAAUGUAUGGUGAGACAUAGCGAACGCUACGAUAAAAACUUAAAAAGAAAAUGCAAUGCAACUGUACUGUACCCUUUUUUUUCUUCUCGACCAACAACAGUUGAAUGCAAACUCGGAGGUGACACUGAGCAAAACAUGCAACAACACUCAGUGACCUGAAUGUCAAAAUUAUGCUUUGCAUUGUGUGCACCACAAGAAGAGUGAAUCAAAAAAGAAAAAAAAAGAAGAAUCAAAAAUCCACUUUGUCAAGAUGUCUUUCUUUUAUGAAAAUAUAAAUAUUUAACUGCCUUCUGUGCACACACUCUGGAGUGUGCAUAUAGUAUGUGCCUAAAUGUAUAUGAAUCCAUAAAAAUAUACGAGUACUAUGUUUUGUGGUAGGACAGUAUUAUGUGGAUGGUGUCUACUUUAUUCUACAGUACACUUAUUUUCAUAGAAGGAAACGUUCCUGAUGACUGUUUAAACACUGUUGUCUCAGUAGCUGUAAUCUCAGAAUCAUGUCGUCAUGACUGGGACUGAAAAGUCUGGUGUUUUGUUUUCACUUUUGCUAGCACAGAGAGAGGGAGGGAGGGGGAUAUGAAAGAGUGACUUUUCCAAAAGAAAACAAAACAAAUCAUCUGCUCCUGUUUUAUCUGAAACUGCUUACAAGCCUUAACAUUUCAAGCCAGUCUUUUCUUGACAGUUUGACUAUUCUUGUAACGCUUUGGGGACAGAUUUGAAUCGUAGCAGUUUUAAAAACCAACCACAACUUGCAUUUUCAACUCCAACCAUUAAAUGCAAAAAAAAAGGGGGGGAGGGAAGGGAAAGAAAUGAAAACCGAGACAAAUGAUAUUCCUUAGCUAAUCAGUUGUGUGUUUUGCAUUAAUUGCACUUUUGUAUUUCGAUUAUUUCAUACCUUUGUGUUCGCCACACUGACUUUGACUUUCGACAAACUGGACACUGUAUCGUUGACGUGUCUUAAUUUUACACAAGGAAAAAUUCAAGUAAGGCAUUGGAGCAAUACAUUUUUCCAUUUCUGCAAAGGGAAGUCAGAGACAUGUAGCCUGUGACAUUUGGAAAGAGAAAAAAUGUAACAGCAAAAGAGCCAAAUCUGAGGAAAAAAAAGAAGUAAAGCCCUAUUUGAUCCAAAUACUCGAUAUGUUUUAAAGAAUUUCAAUCUUUUAAUAAAAAAAAACCCCUAACAAUCCUUUAUAUAUAAUUUCUAAAAGUUAAUUCCUCUACCAUACAUUGUUUGCUCAGGAAGUUUUGUGAAUAAUAUUUAUUUUUUCCCUGUUAGUAUUUGAUGUUUUGUAAUGUGAAAUGCUUUUUUGUGGAACGAUAUUAGUAUGAUAUGAAAUUGUAUUGUAUUUCCUUUCUUUUACAUUAAAAUGUAAUGCUCUCUCUCUCUCUUUUUUUUCUCAGUUGACGUAGAUUGUAAAUUGA
Messenger RNA from Solea solea (common sole), 5603 nucleotides. It is a transcript of the gene st18, whose product is annotated as ST18 C2H2C-type zinc finger transcription factor. Gene Ontology annotation, cellular component: nucleus. The record is from RefSeq and is a predicted model, not a curated record. Gene Ontology annotation, biological process: regulation of transcription by RNA polymerase II. The coding region runs from base 397 to 3492 and encodes 1031 amino acids. Lineage: Eukaryota; Metazoa; Chordata; Actinopteri; Pleuronectiformes; Soleidae. The transcript is spliced from 22 exons. Gene Ontology annotation, molecular function: zinc ion binding; RNA polymerase II cis-regulatory region sequence-specific DNA binding; DNA-binding transcription factor activity, RNA polymerase II-specific.